Molecule: messenger RNA, 522 nt
Organism: Seminavis robusta
Lineage: Eukaryota; Bacillariophyta; Bacillariophyceae; Naviculales; Naviculaceae
Source: the annotation of a GenBank genome assembly
AUGUCUACCCCGCUCUUUGACGGCAUUCCAGCUGAUAUGACACCAGAAGAGAAGGAGUUAGCUGCUUCUACUCCCAGCAUGGCCCCGCCACCUCCAGAUCUGCCACAAGCAACCGACGAAGCUCGUGCCUUUGUGAAGAAACAAAACUCAGAGAAUAAGAUCCUGGUCUGGUCGUUAGAGUAUUGCGAAUUCUGUUGGACGCUUACUCGGUUCUUGGAUCGUUUGCAGGUCCCCUAUACCCGCAUCGAUAUCGACAACUUCAAAUAUGCCAAAGACCAGAUGGGUAACAAGUAUCGUGCCUCCUUGUCUGAGAUGACGGAAUGUGUUACCUUUCCUCAAUUCUUUGUCGAUGGCGAAUUCAAGGGUGGGGCGGUGGACGCUUGCAUGAUGUGGAAAAAAGGGGAGCUCCAACCUCUCUUGGAGAAGGCAGGCGUCAAACACAACAACUUUGGUGACUACGAUGGUGAUCCCUUUGAGUUCUUGCCCAAGUGGAUGACUCAGAAUCCCUUGGGUGACAAGUAA